This is a messenger RNA of Spinacia oleracea (spinach), 1962 nucleotides long. RefSeq lists its product as uncharacterized. The record is from RefSeq and is a predicted model, not a curated record. Gene Ontology annotation, molecular function: zinc ion binding. NCBI's taxonomy places the organism in Eukaryota, Viridiplantae, Streptophyta, Magnoliopsida, Caryophyllales, Amaranthaceae. Bases 1 to 1803 code for a protein of 600 amino acids. The transcript is spliced from 5 exons.
AUGCUACAUGGAUCAAUGCAUGAGCAUUACAAGAAGGUUGGUGGUUACAUUGAAGCUUUGAAGUCGACAAUCCCGGGAACAGAUAUUGAAUUGGUCACAGAUCCAACCAAACAAACUAUUCCACCUGUUUUCCAGAGGCUAUUCACAUGUUUUGAAGGGCUGCAAAAGGGGUGGAAAUUGGGAUGCAGAAAGGUGAUAUGUAUCGAUGCUUGUUUUUUGAAAACUUUCCUAGGUGGUCAGUUGUUGGUUGCUGUUGGUCGAGAUGGGAACGAUCAGAUGUAUCCAAUUGCCUGGGCAGUUGCUGAGGGUGAGAACAACAAUUCCUGGGAAUGGUUCAUGAUCAAGCUUCAAAAGUGUUUAGACCUAGCUGAUGGUGAAGGCAUUGCUGUGAUUUCAGAUGAACAUGUUGCUAUAAUCAAUGCUGUGGCUUCAGUUCUCCCCAAGGCGGAACACCGACAUUGUGCGAGGCAUAUUUUUGCUCACUGGCACAAAUCAUUCAAAGGGGAUCAAAUGAAGCUGCUAUUUUGGAAAAUAGCAAAGGCAUACAACCUAGCUGAUUUCAAUGAUGCAGUAGAGGAGAUGAAUGCCAUUAAUGAGGAAGCCGUCACUGCAUUCAAGUCUUACAACCCUAAGCUAUUCUGUAGAGCUUACUUGGACAUCUCUAUGAAGACUGAUGCAAUCACAAGCAAUAUGGCAGAAACAUUCAAUGGCUAUAUCAUUAAUGCUAGGACUAAGCAUUUGAUAUACAUGUUGGAGGACAUCAGGAUUUCCUUGAUGCAGAGGCUGGUUGUCAAGCGGCAAGCGAUGCAGAAAUCAACUUCUACAGUGUGCCAAAGAAUUCAGGUGAAGCUUGAUCAGGAGAAGACCAAAGCUGCCAAUUGUGAUGUGAUUCCAUCAACUGACACUUUGUUCAAUGUCAACUACUAUUUGGAUCAGUUGGUAGUUGACUUGGAAGCAAAGACAUGCAGUUGUAGAAAGUGGAACAUGCUCGGUUAUCCUUGCUGCCAUGCCGUUGCGUGCAUAUACUUCCUCAACAAAGAAGCUGAAGAUUUUGUAGAAGAUUGCUAUAAAAGGGAAACAUACUUGAAGGCCUAUGCAGGUUCAAUACCACCCAUAGAUGGUGAAAGGUAUUGGCCGAGGGUAGAGUAUGGUUUAGAUCCCCCUCCCAUCAAAAUUGGGCCAGGGAGGCCUAGAGUAAACAGGAGAAAGGAUCCAAUGGAGGAUCCCAAGAAGCCGGGAACCUUGCAAAGAACCGGCAUGGAAAUGACAUGUAGUAUAUGUCAUGUUAAAGGCCACAACAAAAGACGGUGCCCCAACAAAGACACUGCCUCUGCCCCAACUGAACCACCACCAAAGAGGUCUAGAGGUAGACCAAGGAAGGAUGGGCAACCUCCUAUCUCUCACUCACAAGUGGCACAAUCAUCAACUGCUCACCACAAUGCAACUGCACAACCCACCCAACUUGGACGAGGCGGUAGGAUGUGCAGAGGUGGAGCAGGUUCAAGGGGAGGGAGGACAACAUCAAGGGGGGGGGGAGGACAACAUCAGGUAGAGGAUCAAGGGGAGGCAGGGCACCUUCAGGAAGAGGAAGGGGAAGAGACCAAGUUCCAAUUGGUGUUGGGGUGUAUUUUGCACCAGAUGGUUCAGCACACACCAAUCAAGGUGGCAGUUCUAGGCAUGUCAAUCACCAAGCAAGCCAAUCAAGCCAACUCUCUACACUGCACCAAGCAACUCAGUAGCAACUUCAACAAAAAAAAAAUUUGGUUUCCAGUAGAACUGUUUAUGUAUGUCAUUAGACAGUAGCAAGAUAGUGGUGUUUAUGCAUUUUCAGUUUACGUAUCCACUAAGUCGUAUUUUGGAUUUUGUCAACAUUGUCCCAUAUAACAUUGUCCCGUAUAUUAUGCCGUGUUUUGAAUUGUAUUGAUGAUAAUGAUUCUCAAAUAUAUAAGGGAAAUGUGUUUG